Notodromas monacha is the source of this 1022-nucleotide messenger RNA. The record is from the annotation of a GenBank genome assembly. NCBI's taxonomy places the organism in Eukaryota, Metazoa, Arthropoda, Ostracoda, Podocopida, Cyprididae.
AGAAAGGAAAUUUUUUGAUAUGACUAGGACAAGUGAUGCAUUAGACGUCGUCGUCCAUCUGCUGAAAGAGCGAUUACCUCCACCAUCAGCGACAUGUGAAGGGUCGCAAGUGGAUUUCCCGGGAUUUCAAAGACGUUUGAAAACGUUCACAAGUUCUCGUUGGUUGGCCAUUUCAAUUGAUCCUCGUCAUUUGGCUGCUUAUGGCUGGGAAUCAACGUCUGAGGGAUUGCUGCGAUGUGAAACCUGCGGAGAAAUUUGGAAAUUGGUUCUGCCGGAUCUUCAUAGUGACACAGGUUUAUAUUCCGCUUGUCAUAAGAAGGCAUUGGAAAUGAUAGAACACUCAGCGCAUAAACCUUGUUGUUUGUGGGCCUCUUGUCCGUGUUUAAAAUCCUUUCUGAGUUUGCCGCAAACUGCUGUUGACGCCACUGUGACAGAGCUGGAAGUGAAUCGAUUGUUGUCUUCAUCUUCCGCAAAAAUGUUACCGGAAGUGCCCGAGAUUUGUGAUGCCAGUUUGGUCCAGGACAUGAACGAUACUCAGAUUGAGCGUCUGGAGCAGUUCAAGCGGAGCUUCUUGGAAAGAUAUCAGUGCGAAAAGCAAGUAAGAAAUGCUGUCCUCCUGGUUUUGUCUGGCUGGAGGCUGAACGAGAAGAACAAUGGUCUCAUGUGCGAAUACUGCUUUCGUAACAUGGACUUCGAAACGUUGAAAGUGUUGAAGACCGGCUUCGAUGCCUUUACUGCACACCGACCGUGGUGUUCUUGGGUGAUGGAUAACACAAUGACCUCUCCGAAAUGCCCCAAAGGCUAUUUGCUUGCCACUGCCGAGCUGUUGGCAAACAAGAUGGAGCCAAAUACGACUACCAGAGACUUGAUCGGUUUGCUUUAGCAUGUUGUUAUAUCCGCGGUUGUGUUUGUAUGUCCUUUCGAAAAAAAAAAAAAACUAAAAUCAAUAAAAUAUGGGGAGAAAAACCUGGAUUAUUUUAUCCAUUCCAUACGCGAAGAAAUUGAACGAAGUAUCUUGCCAG